Messenger RNA from Cinara cedri, 28826 nucleotides. Lineage: Eukaryota; Metazoa; Arthropoda; Insecta; Hemiptera; Aphididae. The record is from the annotation of a GenBank genome assembly.
CGUUCCUUCUCGGCCGGACAACGCGACGGUACGCACCGCGCGAUACAUUUUCAAAUUUCGCCUCUACGUAACGUCGUAACGACGGCAAUAACAAUUUAGUAUACCGGUACCCACACGAAUUUAGUAAACGAUUUAUUAUUUUAUUAUUAUCUACGCGUCCGCGAUAGUUUUCAGUCUGCUGUCGGAUCGUCGCGUGUGCCGAACGCCAAGUUACUACUUAUUUAACUGUUUAACGUCGUCGCGAUAAACAAAUUUCGUAUUCACCGCGGAUCAUCGUUCGAAAUAUAAUUUUUUUUUAAAAAAAAAAAAACACAUAAAAAUACAACCAUCGCGUUUUUCUCUAUAUAAUGUAGGUAACAGCUAUUGUGCCGGAUAUUAUCCGUAUCGUGCAGACUGCACAUCUGCUACAACAAUCGUGCGCACGCCGAGUCAAACGUCAUCGUGUCGGAAAACCGCAUUUUUCAUAAUAUUUCUCUUUUCAAAUUAAAUUUUUUUUUUUUAAUUACGUACUCAUCUGAAAAACACCGCUCAUACAACACAUACGCAUUGACGUCACAACAAUAUUAUUGUGUAAAUCUCAGUCGAUAUCUACCUAUAAAUCAUAACAACAUAUGCAACACCGACCGAUCAAUCGUAAGUUUAUGUUUUUAUUAAGUUAUUAUUACUGUUAUUAUAUUUUUUUUUUUUUUACAUAUAUCUACAUACAUAUAUAUAUAUAUAUAUGCAUAAACAUAUGUAUACAUAUAAAUACCUAGUAGGUCGAAAUUAAAACAUUUUACGGGGAGAUCGACAAACUGUGCCAGGCUUCAAAAUUAGCUCAACAUUUUGACUUCCGACGGUUUGCUGGGCACCCGACAAUAUUUUAUUUAAUAACAUAGCAUGUGUAUUGUAUAUGCAUCGUAUAGGUGCCGUUGUCGAAAACGAGCUAUCAAAUUCGAUAUAUAAUAUAUAUAAUAAAAAUAAAAAUAUAGGUUUUUUUAUCGUGGGGAUUCCGUGGGGUUCAAAAUGACGUAUGUUCCGAUACCGCCAUGUUUCUAAAUAAAAACCACGUUUCGCUCUAAGUCCAUCCCGCAGAAGUAUUUACAAUACGUUACCAUUUGAGAGAAACGCACUGAAUAUUUGUCUUUUGAAAAUACAGAUUUAUUGUUUUAAAUACCUACUUGAAGUUAUUAGUUAGACGUAUUUUUUUCAAAAACACUUUUUUAAUUUAGUGAAUAUGUGCCAUUUUUUUCAUACAUUCGUGAAAAGAUGACGAAAUGUCUGCCUAAUUGUAAUUUGUUAAAACAUUUGUUGACAUGAUGAGUAGUGCACCACUUGGUGCUUUUUAUUGGUUUUUGAUUUUUGCUGUAUAAUGUGUUACUUUGGCAACGAGGGAAACACGAUUAAUGUGUACUAUUCAGAAUCUUUUUUUCUCUGCUAUGAUCAAUUGUUGUUUACGCCAUAUAAAUUAAAUUACUCAAUAGGUACUAUAUCUUCUUAACUACCCAUUUACAAUAGUGGCCUACCCGUAAUAUUAAUUUUUUUUUAAAUUACGCUACCACCAAGAUUAAUUUGAUAUAAAAUAUUUUUUAAUAAAAUUAUAUAUAGUAAAUACUCCUCGUUAAAUACAUCAACAAAUUAUAUUUGUAACUACUAUGCUGUCUGUAAGCAUAAAAUAAAAUUAACGGAUCGGAGUGUGAAUAUUUAUUUUUCAUUUUGUUUUCGUUCGAUAAAAUCAAUUUCUUAUAAUAUUCAAAUUAAAUUUUAUUGAAAAAUAUUCUGUGUAGAAUUAUUACAAUUAAUUUAAAAAAAAUUAAUUUUAAAUAUUAUGACUGAUUAUAAUAAUUACAUGAUGAUAAUAUCUUGAUGUAUACGUAUUUAAAUUUAAACUCUGUAUAUUUACGCAAUAAUUAAAUAUUAUUUUAAUAAGUUAAACCUAAAGUAAUUAUUAAAAUAUUGUUUCUAUAAAAUAAAAAAAAAAAGGUUUACGAGGUCUUUGUUUCUAAAAUCAGUUUACUUGUUUAUGCUUCUCAUAAAAAUCCAAAUUUCCAUUAAAUCCCCGUUUCCUUUCUAUUAGUUCUUUUAGAUAUUUUUUAACCGAGUCUAGCCAUCUCUUCUUUGACCAUUCUCGUGGUCAGUUUCUGUCUAGUAUUUUAUUUACCAGUACCAUCUUAAUUAAUCUGCAAUCCAUUUAAUCAUAUCCAUCCCAAGUCAGAUUUAAAUUUGUCACAAACUGUUUUAUAUUUUCAUUUGUAAUUCAUUAUUUGGCCUUCUUUUAAACUUUUGCUUUUUGUCAUUGGAAAUAAGUUUAUGCGUUUUCCUCGAUACUUUCUUAUCAAAGAUAAGAAAUCGAAUACAAUUAAUCGCUGUCAAAACCCAUGUGUAUUAUAGAAUAUAAUAUGUUGGAAUUGGUCCUCAGUAAGUCGUGUACAACUUUUAUUAAGUAUUCUGGAGAGUUAUGAAUUAUUGAGAAUACUUGACAAACUGUAUAGCACGGUUAUUAUUUAUGACAAGUUGCACAAACAAUUAAUAAUUGGCUAUCAAACAUUGUAAUCUGUUCGAUAACAUAAUUGUUUGUUGGAGAAAUGAUUUAUCGAUUCGAAAAAAAACCUCUUAUCAGAUCGAUAUUUGAAGGGCCGACUUGGGUUCAAUAAAUAUUGAAAACAGUUUCAUAAUUUUAUAAGACCCAAUACUUACAUUUGCCGGUUUAGCAAUAUUUAUACAAAUUUUGUUAUGCGUUAAUAUCGUAAAAAUUCAGAGCAAAAUUUUCUAUGGAAGUUAAAUGUUUUCCUUUGCGUGAUUCGUCCAAGAAAUAUCUUCUUCUUCUCCUUCAUCUUCAUUCCAACUAUUUAGGGUCGACAACUCCCGUUCUAAAUAUCCACUUGACCCGAUCUUCUACCUCAUAUACACCAGCUGUCCUCAAAUUAUUCUAAACGCAUCCAACCACAUAUUUUCUAGUCUUCCUCUACACUUCUUCCCUUCUACAUUUACUUACAUUAUUACUGCUUUAGUAAUUAUUUACUGCUUAUAAUUCUUCUCUCUUCUUGACAUGUCCAAACUAUCUCAGUCUCUUUUCUCUCACUUUGUCUACUGUCGAAGCCAAACCUAAGCUACGUCUUAUAUAUUCAUUAUUUAUUCUAUCUUCUUUCAUCACUCCACUCAUCAAUCUAAUUGUAAUCUAUUCUAAUCUAAUCUAUUCCAUCUAAUCCAUUCUCACCUCUGCUAGACUCAUUUUUUAUUAUAUUUUUCUGUCCACCACCCAAUACUUCGGUUCAUACAAUAUAGCCGAUCUCAUCAUACAUUUGUAGAAAUUACCUUUAAGUCUCGUUGAAAUUCUCUUGUAACAUAAAACGCCUAACGCUUCUUUCCACUUAAUCCAACCAUACUUUAUCUUAUGUUUCAUUACUUCACGAAAGUCACCGUUAUUUUGUACAAAAAUCCUAAGUAUUUAAAACUCUCAACCUCCUCCAUAACCACUUAUUGUCGUUAGCUAUUUUAUUCUGUACCUUCGCACAUAUUCUCUGUUUUAUAUUUAUCGUUAUUCUCUUUUUUUCAAGUACUACUGCUCAAAGUUUAAAGCUAUUCUUAACUUAUUCCAGAUUUUCUUCUAAUAAAACCAUAUCAUUCACUAACAUCAUCUAAUCUAAUCUUCUCUCAUCCGUUGUUUCCGCGCAUAUUUGAGAUAGAACAAUCCACCAAAGUUUUGUUUAGAAUUCUUCAUACUCUUUGGGAGAAUUUUACACCAGCUGUCGACUUGAUGCAAUAUCAUUUAUCGCCUUUUACGACUUACCGUUGGAGUACUCUGAUCCCUUCCCACAGAGAGAAUCGUAUUUUCAACUAUAAAGUAAAUCUCACCGUCCUAAAAAAACAAUACCAUAUGUCUAAAAAUUGUCUAAAAAUAAAUUGGUAAAAAUCGACCACCGGUGGACAUUUUGACAGUAUCUAAAAUUUGGAAAUUAACUAUAAAUACAAAAUAUAUUGUUGAAUUUUGCAUCAAAUAAUUUAAAUUCCUGAUAAAAAAACGAGAUACACAUCGAAUUCUUCUAUUAUCUAUAUGCAUCACAGAAUAGAUUAAGUCAGAGUGAAGAUGGAAACUGAUAAGGGAAUUCGUGGAUCUUAAUGGCCGUCCAAAAAUAUAAAAUUGAUAUAAUAAUUGAAAGGGCUCAUUAGUGUUGAUCUAAAAUUUAAUAUGAAAUAUUUAUAAUAAAUUAAAUACAAUAUUUUUUCAGAUAAUCAGCUGAAAGAGCAGCGUGUUAGUUUUUACUUGUAUAAUAUAAAUAUAAUACAUAGGCAAAUAUUUAGUUAUAUAUCUACAUUAUACAUUAUUAUUUUAUAUUGGCCUUAACUGAAAAGGAUUUUAUUUUUAACAUUGACUAAAACAACCGAAUUUAAAAUAAUACACUUUUUUAAACUGUUCAUUCAAAUAAUUUGUAAAUAAAUAACUAAAUGUAAUUGAAAAAAUAUGACAAUUUUAGUUGCUCUUUUUCUGCAAUAAUGUCAAUUUUUUUUCAUGACAUUAAAUAUAUAUUUUACAAACCAUAAUGUAUUUUAUACGUUUUGUUUAGAAUAAUAAGAUAAAUAGACAUUAAUGAUUCGUAUUUGGAUUUGUUCAACCACAUAGUGCAUUCAUAAUAAAAUAGAUAGAUUACUGAUAAAAUUAUGACAACUACUAUAACAUGACAUACCUACCUUUAACUAUCCUUAGUAAAUGAAAAGUAGUUUCUAAGACUAAGGAAUGUGUUGUCGUUUUAUUUACUCGGACAUCCAAGAAAACAGCAUUUCACGCCACAAAUUCGAUAUGUUUUACAUUGUAAUUAUUGUUUUAUAUAAUUAAUAAUUACUCAAUAAUAAUAAUUAAUAGUAUGUUAAAAAAAAAAAAAUCAAAAAGACUAAAAAAAACACAGUGAAUUUAGUAAACAAAAAAAUCGUCGUCCAGUUAUUUUUACCCACAAAACUUAAAUUCUUUAAUCUGUUUACAGAACAAAACAUUGAAUCCUAAUGGUUUGUUUACAAAAUUCUUGUUGAACAAUGCAACCAAAGAGUACAGAUAUAAUAUAAACAUAUUUUUAUAUCUUAGAAAUCUGAUGAGCCUUUUCAAAAUGGAGGAAUACAAUUUGGGCGACAAGAAUUUCUAGUAUCUACUUUAUAAUAACAGCUAAUAGCACUAUCAAAGCUGCACCUGGUAGAAUAACGUUUAUUUACUGAAUUUAUUGGACAUUUUUAUCUCGUUCAUAUUAACCUAUUUACUAUAUUGACCUAAAAAUGUCGAAUAAAAAAUGAGUUAUCGUUAGACAGCCAAGUCAGUUUACAAUGUACAUAAAUUAAUUAGAUACAAACCUGAGUCAUUUUAUGUACUUAUAUAUUAUUAUUUUUUAUUUUUCCUAUUUCUUUUAAGCCAUGAGCCCCCUAAUAUUAAAAAACAUCCAAGGGCCUCAUCAUCAUCAUAUCAAUGCUGUUUUAUCUAAUUUAAAAAGUAUGGUUUUUUCGGACUUUAAUCCAUUUUUACUAGUUUUAUAAGUUAUAACUCGAAAAAUAAUUACUCGAAUAAUUUGCAUGAUACACCAGUGCAUUAUAAAACAAUUUUUCUUUAUAAUCAUGUUAAAUACUAAGUCAUAAAUUAUAAAUUGUGAUUGUAGGUGAUUUAAAUACCACCACAGUAAAUAGUAAAUUUGUAUGAAAAUAUGUUUGCUUCGAUGUCUUUAUGUGUACUAUAAAAUUUGUUAAAUGAUAGUUUAUCGAUACGAUAUCGUAGGUUAUCGAACUAUUUUUAAUUAUUAACAGUUAAAAUCACUCAUGUAACUCAAAUAAUUGAAUUUAAAUAGGUACUAGGUAGAUAUUGAGUAGGUACGAAGAUAAAAUAAAAACAUAUUAAAUAUUUACAGAAGUAGUAAUAAUGUAUUAUAUUACUACCUAUAACAUUUAAAAUUCCUUAUAAAAUUAUAGAAAAUAAAAAUGAUACAAAUAAUUUCAGAUGUGUUUUAUACAAAAUUAAAGUACAACAGGUUCAAUAAAAACAAUUAAACAGUAAAUAAAAAUACAUCGUGUUGUAAAAAAUUACAAAAAAAAUUCAUAAUAUGAUUCCGCACAGUACGAUUUUUAAAAAAAAUGCACUCCUGUGACAAUGAAAUAUUAAUAAUUGUUCUUAACCUUAUAAUUAUUAUUAUUUCAGUAUAUAAUAUUGUAUAGUUGUUGACUAAUUGUAAAGGUAGACGCCUAGUGUGAAAUAAAUAUGCAACCAUGAUCGUACUUAAAGUUAUAUUAAUGUGCACAUCGAAGAAUAUACUUGAAAAAAUCACGGAAAAAAAAACACGAUACAUAAAAUAACAAUAACAUAUAUACCUAUUGUAAACUCGAGUGACAACUGUUAGGAGGAAAUAAUCAAUCAAAAGUUAUAGUAGUAAAGGUUUAUUAUUCAUUUAUUAGAUUAAAUAAUGUAUUUGUUCAGGUUAUUUUUAGGCUACUAUCAGUCAACUGAAAUACUGGGGUGGCAACUACUAUCCCAGAACUCUCCACUAUCCAGUGUGCGCCACUGAAUAGCUCUAUAAAAAGUUGUAAACGAAAACAUUCAAUAGGUUUAUAAUAAUAAAAAUGAAAUCAUAUUUAGCAGAGGAAUAACUUAAGUGAAAGUUAAGUAAUUUUUUUUUUGAGAAAUGUAUAAAAACUUAACGAAUUUUAUCUUACAAUAGUUAAAAAAAUAUAUAUAUAUAUAUAUUUUCUUAUUCCAUAAUUAACUAAAAUUGAGUAGGUACAAAUGACUUGCUCGGCAAAAAUGGUUGUGAAAAAUAUUCGAUUGUAAUCGAGCCGUUGUAUGUUGAUCAAAUACAAUAUUAUUAGUACCUCUCGUAAAAUUUAAAUUUUAACUCACCGUAUCCAAUAUAAUAUUUUAACAUAUAAAUGUGUAACCUUAUAUUGUAUUAUAUAUAUGUGUGCAUACGUGUUUAUUAUGACCAAUAAUUGAAUUCAUUAAAGGCGAAUCUGUUGUAUAAUAAUAAUAAUAACUGUACAUAACUUAUCAAACACCACAACUCCGUCCACGCAUAAUAAUAGUACGUCAUGCCAAACAACGUUUUGAUUAAUUGCAGUAAGUGCACACGUGUCAAGUAUUCCGAUAUUAUAUUACAAACGACAGUUUAAUAGUUAAAUACGAGUUAGUUUUAACACGAGUAGGUUUUAUCAACGGAAUAAAAUAACUAAGUUAAGUUAAAGGUUAUCAAAGAAAGUAAUUUAUAACUUAAUUUUGAAAUUUUUUAACUAGUUACUAUCCAGUUUAGUCUAAGGCCCGUUUUCACCAACGUAAACGUUGAUUUUUAAACCGAGUUUAUAUGAUAAUCGGCAGAUCAUGGUCGGUUAUCAGCCAUAAACUCAAUUUAAGAAGCAGAUAAACGCCUUAUUUUACGUUGGUGAGAACAGUCCUAAGUGAUGUAUCAUAACCAAUGCCUAGAACGUUUAUCAAGCUAUACACAUUGUCUAUUUUAUGAUAAAAAAUUUUAUUAUUUAAAAUAUAUUAAUAUGAUUAAUUUCGAGAUACUAUUGUGUGUAUUACUAGAAAUGAAAUUAGCCAUUGCCAUUAUUUAGCUCUACAUACUUGCUUAACUCGCCAAUAUAUGUUAAUCCGGACCAAUUAUUACUAUAGACAAGAUACCUAUAAUAGGUAGGUGUUUGUUCUCGAAAAUAUAAAACAACGUUCCAGUUGGAGAUAAUAAUCAUCGUUUUAUUUUAGCUUGUAGUCUUGCAUAUGACAUGGAGUCCAAAAAUACCCGUUAGGACUUAGUGAACGUAUAAUAUUAAUUCUUAUGUAAGUACGAACCCACGAUUUUAUUGACGGUUAGCCUUCGAACGUCUAUCUUCUGUAGCACAGCUUGAUGCACUUAUUUUGCAUCACAGAAACUCGCUUUUAACAGGAAAUUUACGCAAUUUUAAUUUAGCUCAGGUCCCAAUAGGUAAAAGAGCAUGCAUUUUGACAGUUGUUCAGAAACACGCAUACACACACACACAAAGUUUUGCAAUCCUCUCACUCACUUAAAAUUUAAAUAUAGUCAACUAUGUUUUUAUGAUGUAGUAAGCUGUAUUUAUAGUCACUAUUAUAAUUAUUAGAUCUAUAAUAAAAAUAACAUGUACUUUUUAGGAAUACUUUUUAGACACAUUUGGGUGGCAUUUCAUGAACUUCUCACCUCUCCCUUCCAUGGUUACGCCACUAAACAUUAUAUACUUAUCGUGUUUAAUAUAUUUUAAAAUUAUAUUAUAUUUAAAGAAUGUAUCUAUGUCGUUCGUCUUAUAAGAUUAUAUUCUUAUGAAUGAAUUAUUUUAUUAUAUUUAGAGAGAUUAUAAUUUUUAUUUUAUUUUUUUUUGUUUUUAUAUCAAUCCUUGAAAAAGUACUAUUAUAAUGUCUUAAUGCUAAUCACUAUACUAUACUGUAUAAUUUAUAAUACCGCAAAAAAAAAAAAAAAAAAAAAAAAAAAAAAAAAAAUAAAAAAAUAAAAAAUAAAAAAUAAAUAAUAAUAAUAAUAAUAAGGUCAUUGAUACGCGUCCAACAAAGACGCAUCCCGUUGGUAAAAAUGUAUGAAAAAAAUUCAAUAACAAUAACAAUAAAUAAUCAAACAAAUCGGUCGAGAAGCCUCGUUUGUCCUUCAAAAUUUCGCAUCAUAAUUGAUAAUAUUAUACAACUUAAAAUGUUCUAAUGAUGAUGUGCUAUAUGAAUAUGAUCCGAUUUGUUCAUGAUAUAAUGUUCUUAAUAAAUGCGGAUUUUUCACCUGAUGGUACAUUAUUUAAAAAAUAUUUCUAAAUUUCUUAUAAUUUUAUCCAAAAAAUUGCUUUUUAUAUAUUUUAAAAAAAUACUUGGUUGGUUAAAAAAAUAUGAUACAUUUUUUUACGCAGUACCUCAUAAGAUACCUUAUUGGAAAUAUUUAAUGACAUUUUCAAGCCCACGUAACAAACACAAUACUUCGGUUAAUAAAAAAUCGAUUUUAAUUUUUAUCUAGAUGUUAAACAUUUUAGAUUCUGAGUGUAUAUUUAUAUAUUAAUUUGUGUACGACUUUUCUACCAGAAAUCUUGGUUAAAUCAAAACAUCAUACGAGACCUUCACUGUUGCUUUGUGGAUCUUGUUAGUGAAUUCUCGAAGAUUUUCGAAAUGUUUUUUAUAAUAAUUGGGAAAUCGGAAAAAACAUAAAAGAAAAACUAGAUAACGAAUAUUUACGGUACCUCGGAGUUAUCUAUUUCAUUAUUUUAAAUCUUUCGAUUUUUAUUUUCUACCAGAAAUCUUGCUUUAAAAAAUAGUACUUUUUUUGAAAGAAAAUUUUGUAUAGUUGCAGGCGAUUUUUUUUUUUAUUAAUUGGGCAAAACUGAAAAAAGUGGAUCGUUUAAGGUAAUAAUGGUUCAUCAUUGUUGAUUUUGUUUUUGUUGUAAUUUAGUUAAAAAUAAUCAUAGAGGUCUAAAAUUUUCACAAAAUACUUAUUUUGGCCUUUUCUAGACGUAGUAGCCAUAUUAUACUAUUUAUAACUAUAACCUGGUUGAUCCCCAACGUAGGGCGAUGAUCUGCUAGAGGAGUGUGGUCGGUAACGUCCCAUCUGAUGUAGAUAUUGACCGCUUUUAGAUGUUUUGGACAUCACCUCCACCUCCAGUGCGGCUGUCUAGUCCAAAGUGCGUUUAUACUGUCGGGUUUUGGACGAAACUGCUGAAAACACGGCCUUCAGGUGCCCUUGGUGGGCGGUGGAGAGAAGCGCCUUCAAGGGGGGCUCCUUGGGGGUGGGCGAAAUCCUCGCUCCGAGGACGUUAUGAAACCAUUGUGACCCGGUAGACCGCGGGACGGUUCUGCGUCUCUUGAGGCUUUUAGGCAGUUUACUGCAGGGUACUACCUCCUCACCAUGGCGAGGUUAUUUUUUUUUUUAACAAAUUUUGACGAAAUUACUUUUUUAUGAAGUAUUAAAUUUCAUAAGAUAACCGAUCUUUUCUUGGUAUCGUUUUUAUCGUUUUGGUUAAUCGUCGCGAUUUUUUGUUUUUUCUUUGAUACUUCUUAUAUAUAAACAUAUAUAUGAAAUGUUUCCAAGCCUAAAAUAAAUCAACCAACCUAUUAAAUUUUCUUAAUAAAGGUACAAAAAACGUAAGAGUACAGAAAAAAUAAAACUAUUACAAUUUAUAAUUCAAUAUUAUACCUAUCUAUCAAAUGAUGUAUUUAUAAGUGGUAGGCAAGGAUGAAUUAUUCUAUACGAUAUUGAUUUAAUAAUAUAAUUUAAUGAUACAUAUUAUGAUGUUACAAAUUUAAUUUUUACAACUAUAUACCAUAGUUAAAGAGAUUAUGUGGGAUUGGUAUACCUAUAUGCAUCGUAUUAUUUUCAGUCACUUUAACUAUUGUUGGACGAUUAGUUUGAAAAUUAUCGUAACAAUAAUUGGUGUAAGAACAAUAUAAUAGGUAUUAUUAAGUACAUCAUUGUUUAUUAUCGUGCAUGAAACUAUACCAAUUCGUCUAAUAAUAUUAUAAUACGUUAAUAAAUAAAUAUGUACUCGACUAAUAAUACUACUUGUAUGUUUCAAUGAACUUGAACGUUGAACUGUGCACAGUAUAUUUAUUGAUGUAAUAAUACAGGUAUGUAGUUAGGUAUGUAAUAAUAUAAUAGUAUUAUAUUGGUAUUCGGUGGGCCAAAUUUAAGGUUGUGGGACAUUAGCGGGAUUCGGGAGGGCUAGUGGGCUUUAGCCUUUAAAUACCUCUUUUGGCCUACUAUGAUGACACGAUUUUGUAACAAAUAAUAUAAUUUUUUAUUGUAUGAUAGUUAAUAAUUAUUUUAAAUAUAAUGCAUUUAAAAUUGAUAAGAUUUGUUUUUCAACUUAUUACUAAAACUUAAACUAACUACAUGUAUAGCAAUAAUUUAUCGGACCAUGAGCCACAACCUGUAGCAGGAGCUUCAUAUGUAAGCUAAAUACUAUCACACUGUGGUUAUCAGCUGUUAACUAUUUAUGCUUGUGAUUAAAAUUGAUUAUUAUAAAUUAAAAUACUAUCUUAUUCAGAGGCGUCAUUUCAGUUUUCAAUAUAGAUACAAAAAUUUGAAUCGGGCCAAUUAUUUUUAAAAAUUGUUCGUUUGCUUCGCUCGUUUAUAUUAUUCGUAUUUCUGCUUUACAUUUUAAUAUUUAUUACUAGGUUUAAUAGCAUUAUAGUAACAUUGAUACUAUCGUGAUUUAUUCUACGUGACCCGAGUUUCGACGCGCACUAUUAUUUUGCUAACAUGCUUGUUUUUUUUAGCCAUGAUAAAAAUUAACAAUUGACAAGUAACUGUGGUAAAAAUCCUCUGUAUCUCACUCUCACAUCUCAAAUCGGACUCCUGUAGAGGAGACCAUUGGCGGUAGUUCGAUUACCAUUUGCAUUUUACAUUUAUCAACAACAGCGUAGUAAUAAUUUUUUCUGCAGACAAAAAAAAAACAUUUAAAAAUAUAGGGCUGCCAAAGUAUAGUCUGAAACCUACAAAUAAUGCCCCUGAUCUUAUUUCGUAGUAUCGCUCAUUGGUGGUUUUCUGUUGGUGUUUUGAUAUUUCUAUUGAAUUAUACUUAAUUAAUAAUUACUAAUACCUACUAAACAAAAAUUUACAUGUAGGAUCUUCUUUUAUAAAUAAAAAUUAUAUUUAAAUGUAUUAAUUUUGUUGCUAUAAUUGAUUAAAUCUAAAUCUAAAUGACUAAAUCUUUUAGUGUAUUUUAUUUUGUUGUGGACCACUGUGUGGAAUGACUACAAUUUUUAUUUGGAGAGUCUUGAGUUAUAAUCAUAAUGUAUCUUUAAAAUAUUAUAUAGAAAUCUAAAAAUAUUUCAAAAGUUAUGCUAAAGUGAAUAAUCUACAAGUUUUACUAAGAAGUGUAUUUUUUUUUCUCGGAAAUUCAAUAGUUUUGUUAGUAAAAAUGCUACGAUUUUAUUCAUUGUGUCCUCAAAAGAUAUGGAUUUUUAACAGAUGUUAAUUUAAGCUCAUUUUAUAUAUUCCAAAUCGUUUUCUAAAAAAUUGAAAUACUAACAACAAUGACGAUACGUUAAUUUGAUUUUUGUUAAUUUCUUGGGUUACAAAACAUUAAAACACAUGAUUAAUACUCUAAGUUUACCGGUUUACUGAACUUUUCUCAAAAUCGUAUUUUGAUUACAAUGAUUAAUCGUUAAACUCUUAUUUACCAUUUAUCCAAUACCUUCCAAACUUCUUAUAUACAAUGGUUAAAACAGAAGCCUGCUCAGUGGUAUGCACAGAAAGGAGGAGAUUAGGGAUUAUAUUCCUUCAUUGGCAUGCAAAUACAACAGCUAUGAAUAUUUAUUUAGUAAUAUUAUUUUGAAUUAUCCAUAUAUUUCAACCAAGCCACAAGGAAAAGCUUGAUAUAAAGAUUAAAAAUUGGCAUUUUUGGAUGCGACGUGUAAAAUAUCAUAGGCAGGUUAGGUAUAACAGUAAAAUAUAUCGCGAUUUAUUCAUGAUGUCUAUAUUGCCUCCCAUUGAAAAUUCCCGUGCACGUCACUGGAGUUAAGUAUUUUCGGCUUUAUUUAAUUUUGUACAAUUUUUGUUUUUUACAGUCUAGUGUAUAUUAUUGUAUAUACACAGGAGGAAAUAUCGGAUAACUGUAUUUCAUAAUAAAUAUAGUGUCGAUAUUAAUAAAUGUAAGAGGAAGAUUCCGUACCGGAGAAGACAAAAUGGUGCACAAUAGAUCUUGUGGCGAUAAGCUGUACGCAAUUAUAGUCAGUUAUUUGCCCAUAUUGACAUGGAUGCCGCGGUACCAAAAAGUAGAUUUACUCUAUGAUGCAGUGUCCGGUGUCACUGUCGCCUUGACAUUGAUGCCACAAGCUAUAGCGUACGCGUCGCUGGCCGGAUUAGACCCACUCGUAAGUCAUUUAUACAAUUUUACCUACAUACUUACAAUAAAAAUCACAGGAGUCUGUCAUAUAUUUGUCAUAUAAACUUGUCCUUACCUCAAGCGAUCAAACUAACAAUAUUUAGUGUGUCGCAUAUAAGCAAUAAAAUUAACGGAAUUUUUAAAAAAAUACAAACAUUUAUUGACUCAAAAAUAAUCAAAUUCACUUUCGUAUAAAUUUAAAAAUAGUUCCUAGUCCAAGUAUUUUUCGUAAAAACAUGAAAAUUGUCCAUAAGCAAUAUGUUCAUGUUGAAUGGGCAAAAGUAUUUUUUAAAGUGUACUUUAGAAGUUUUAGAAUUGUUACUUAUUUUGAAAAUUAAAGACAGCAACAUUAUCUAAGGUAUGACAUAUUUAUUUUAAAUUUAUUUGAAUGAGACGGUAGAUAUUCAAGAUUAAAAAGUGGCCUUCUUAUACAAUAAAAAAAAAAUUAGUAACUUUUUUAUAAAUUAAUAUUUGAAUAUGUCAUUCCCUAAGUAACGUUAUUAUGUUAUAUAAUUAUCUUUGCUUAAACUUUUUUACUAAAUAAUAACUAAAAUUUGCUAAAUCAUAUUCAUUUCGAGAUAAAAAGAUUUUUUUGACACAAGCUUUUAUGUUUAAAAACGCUAACGCUAACCUCUCAACUAAAUAUAAACUAAAUAAUAUAAAAAAUUGAUAUUUUGAUUAGAGUUGGUAGAAGACAAGACCUGAUUGUAGAUAACGGUAAAUAUUGUCAUAUUGGCACUGUUGGUUUAUUGGAUAUCGGUUAAAUAAACAUUUAUCUUUAAAUAAAAAUUGUUCAAAAAAAUUUGGGAGUGCUUGGAGUAUCAGAGCGCAUUAACAAAAUUAUCACUGCUUGAUUUUUGUUAAAAACAAAUAUAAAUUGCACACGGGGGUUAGCUAGGUUUUCAAUCGAAGAGGAGGGGGAGCAAAAAUGUUUCGAAAAUGGAAAAAAAAUUUUGAUUUUACAUUCCUGGAUAUAAAAUGACGAUAAAUUAUUUUUGUAUAAUCUCUUCUCAAUUAAUGUUUAAUUAUUUGUACAAUUAAUCGUGUAUUAUGAUUAAAUUUAAAUAAAACCGAGUAAAAUUGCAAUAUGGUAAAAUACAAGAAUCAUAGGACAUUUUUAUUCGAAAAAUCCUUUACCUGCAAUGUGGUUAAGUAUACAUAUCAAGUUUGAGUUUUUGGUCGAAAGGGAUCAAGGAGCCGCUAAAAGUGUACAAAAGUAACGAGAAAAAGGUAUAUUAUUGACGGAUAGUGUGUAGGCUAUAAUAUUCUCAAUACUCGGGGAAAAUUCGACAAAAAUUCAAAUUUAUAAUAAAUUGCAUGUGUCGGAUAGCAAAACACAGGAUUUUCGACCUAGGGUGGUUCAAUAGCUUCUCAUCACUAUAUCCGCAAGUAUGUAAAUAUCAAUAUCUCACUGGUUCGUUAUUAUGUAAGUAAACGAAAAUAUCCUACUUGGCUAUUUGUGUGAGGUAAAGGCGAAGAUGAUGAUAGUUUUGUAGGUAAAAAAAAUACAAUUGUCCUUCCUGCCAAGUAGAACACAAUAAAAUGUUGUUUAUUAAUAUUUAAAAUACUUUUUCCUCAGUAUAACAAAAAGUCUAUACAUUUUAAUGUCACAAACUCGUGUUAACGAUGGACGGGGAUCUAUUAUUUACAGGUAACACACACUAACAUGGUACCACGUCUGUUUUUAUUCUUAUGUCGAAGCAUUUGUCUCGAGCAAAUUGUCUGUUCUCGAUUGACUCGAUUAAAAUUUAAAACACGAAGUGGUCAAUAAUAUUACUAAAAAAACAACUAUAUCCAGUAGCGAGAUGGAGAUUGUUUUUAAAUAAUAACUAACAAAAACCUAGGUUUAAUUUAUAAUAUCUUUAAUUAUAAUUUAAUAUUUAAGUAUAACUUAUAAGGGAUUUCACUCAUUUUCCAUGGAGGUGGAAAAUUACAUUAAUAAAUUGUAAUAUAAUCAUAAAAUCAUCUGACUACCUACAAAUUUAGUAAGAACCCGCAAAGUAUUUUUUUGGUAAAUUAUGAUCUAUUUUUGGUUUGUACAAGACUUAGAGUGGUAUUUUAACACCGAAAACGUGUUUUUUUUUUUAUAUCUGAACCUCACGCAAAGAAAAAAAUAAUGUAUCACACGGCACUGACUAUUGUAUAAUAAACUUCAUAAAAUUCGUAUUAUUAUUUCUCAAUAAUAUUGAUUGUUGAACUUAGGAAUUGUUCUCGGUAAACAAAUAAUAAUUCACGUAAUACACAGCGUAAUAAAAAAAAAGAAACUGUAAGUAUAGUUUUCCCAUUUUUUUUUAAAAAUUUUUUUUCUAUAUUAUACCUACUCUUUUGAAGAAUAAUUUUUAUUGAAUAAAAUUAUUAUGGAAAAAAAAUACGAUAAUAUUUUCCAAUACUUAUUCAACGAAUGUUACUUAUUAUAUGAUAUUAUAAUUAUUACAUAAUAGGUAUUAUGCAAUUCACAUUUUUCGUAUUGAUAACAACGUGAUAGCUAUUCUUAAUAUUAUUUAUUAUUAUAAACAGCAUCAGGCAUAAUACUACAGGUGUUAUAAUGAAUCGCAGGCGUGCGCACGGUCUAUGAUGAAGCCGUAAGUGGAAAAUAAUUUCGGGGGAGGGGAGUUGUUAAUUAAAAAUUGUCGGUACUCUAAUUUUAUCGAAAUAAUUAUUUUCUCACAACAUACUAUAAUACGAAAAAUUUUUGGCGAAAGGAUUGAACCCAUAUUAUAAUAAUUGCAUAACCCGUGAAUUAAGUCUGCGCGCGUCUAUAUAAUAAAUACCUACACAUCACAAUAUAACACGAAUAGGAAUAAUAACUUAAAUAGCUGUAGGCAUGUAUGUGUAUUUACUUUUUAUACAGGUGGAAAAAAAAGUCAUAGUGUCUAAUUGUAUAAUAUUCGUACCUAAUAUGCAGCGUUUUUAUAAACAGAAUGGUUGGUGUUAUAUUAUUAUGAUAAAUACCAAAUAAAAAAAAUUAAAACGAUUAUUCAAUUAAUUCACAAGCAAUUUUCAUAUAAAUAUGUAGGUAUAUCUGGCAUAUGGGAAAAACUAGAGCUCCCUAUUUCAAGUGUACAUUAAUAUUCAUAUAUUUUGCGUUAUUUUUCACUUUUUUCACUACGUAAAAAGUUAAUAAAACUAAAACACCUUAACAUGGAUAAUAAAUUCACGUGUAUUAAGUAUACGCGAGUAAAAACUUUUCAUUCUCAUGUACACAGAUUCCGUUUUCCCAAACUUAUAAAUUUACGUUUUAAAUUGAGACCUCUACUGAAAACGUAGAGAAAAAAAAAUGGCACAACACAUGAUUUCAGGUCUUUCGGGAAAUUUGUAAUAAUAUCAUAUUAUGACGAUACUAAAACAUAGAUUUCAUAGCAUCCUUUUUAGUUAAAAAAAAUUAUAUAUAUACCUAUAUAUAAAAACAAUAAAAAGUAAUUUUGAGUACUGACUAUUAUAUUAAAUACGAAAAUCACAUUUAAUACCAUCGUAAUUUUCUUUCCACUAUGUACCAUUAUACACAGGCAUACACUAUUAUAUAAAACUGUUAAAAAAAAACUUAAUUUUUUUCUAAUUGAUUAUUGCUAUUGACCAUAAUACAUUAUUAUUGUUAUUAUUGAAUGAUAUGAUCCGUUAAAUGUAAGUUAUUUCUAUUUUUUUGUCUAUUGUAUUUAUCAUGAAUGCAUAUUUUAGUUUGGAUUGUAUUCGGCGUGUUUCGGUGGCGUAAUGUACAUUGUAUUUGGAUCGGUGAAACAGAUUACCAUUGGUCCUGCAUCCGUCGUCGCGUUGCUCACGUUCAACUACGUCAGUCCGCAACUACCAACCACGGUGGUCAUAUUGUGUUUCGUGUCCGGGAUAGUUGAACUCAUUUGUGGAAUUUUCCGUUUAGGUAUAUAAAAACCUGAUCAUAUAUUAUUGUCAUUGUUAUCGAAUUUGUUACCACAAGUUGAGGAAAAUCUACUCUCCUCUUUCAUUUAACAACACAAUAUUAGAUUGCUAUAAAUUAUAUUGUCGCAUAGAUGACAGUGUUCAAUCAUGCCCAUGAUGUUAAUUUAUAUGCAACAUGUAUAUAGCUUUUUUACUAUUUUCCUCUAUUUGGUCGCAUCAUCAAAGUAUUCAAACCUCAUAGGAUGAGGAGGAUCAUCGAUAAGCUAAGUAUUAAUAAAAGAAAAUUUAUAUUUAGUGAUGUUAUAGUGUAUGGUGCUCCCAUUCAGUGGUGUAUUUAGGUUUUUGUCUUAGGGGGGGGGGAUAUCAUUUUAUCUAGUAAUAUAACAAACUUAUGCUAGUAGUAUAAGGUCUAACUUUAUGUAAUUACCAUAGGUCAUUGACCAGAGAUAUCAAUUCUCUAUACAAUCAAACAUCAGUAAUCAAUAAUCAAUAAAAAAAAAAACAUUUUAAAUAAUAAGACUAUAAUUAUUUGCAUAUAAAUAGCUAAUUGGGGAGAUUUAUCCCCUUGGUCCCCCCCCCCGUAAAUACACCGCUGCUUUCACCACGAUUCUUUCUUUGAAAAAUUAUCUUAAUUCUUCCCCGUGACUAUAAUAACAUGGGAUCACGUCCGUACCGUCAUCAUAAAUCUGAAUAAUUUACACGUCGCGGUGCCGUCACCUAUGACUUUAGUGAAAAACAUUUUUAUUCGAGACGGUAUAUAGUAUUUUAAAAAAAAGUAGACUACAUAUUUACCUAUAUUAUUUUAUAGAACAAAAAAAAAACAACAACAAAAGAAAAUUUUGAAUAGAAGUAGUGAUUACUGAUUAGAAAGUUUAAAAAGUAUAGGAUGAUAUAUACUAUAUAUGUAGUUUAAAUUCUGAAUGCAACAUUCUAGGAAAGUCAAAAAAAUAACCUACUUAAAGUACCACCUCAAAAAAAUUUAAGUUCAGAUAAAGUGCUGCACUUUAAAAUCGGAGCAAAAUUUGUUCACAGAAAAAAAAAUAAAUAUUGUAAAACCAAUACAUUCCUUACUUUGCUCAGAAUCUAAAAUAUUAUUCCGAGUGAAAAACUUUUUAUCCGCUAAUUUAUUAAAUUCAAUAUUUUAUCAAUUUCAACUACUAUAUAGUUUUUACAUUUUUCCGUGAAUCUUUACGAGUUUUAUUAACAUAGAAACUUUAGAUGCUUAAAAAGAAUAAAAUUGAUAACCUUCGACUGGUUUUUUCUGUGACCCUCAGUUAGAUAAAUGUAUGAUAAAACUUUGUAUCAAAAUGUCGAUCUUUUUAUAGGUCCAACAAAUUUUAUUCACAUACCUAAAGAUAAUUCCUAAUCGAAUAUUUCAAAUAUCUUAAAAAGAGACAAUGGAAAAUGCUGACAUAAUUAUUCAGGGAAAAUGUCACGUUUGUUAUUUAUUAAUAAAUUUCAAAAACAAAAUUAAACUUAGAUUUAACAAAAAUUGAAGAUUCAUAAAUAUUCCGAUUUUUUCGAUUUUUUCCCAUUUUUAGGAAAAUCACAAAUAAUUGAAAAAAAAAAAAAAAAUUAUGUCCUCAAUGCAGCAACUAGAUCCAUAAUUCUCUAAGACAAUUCGUAUAAGAACUAUUUUUGAUCGGAGCAAGUCUUCUAGUCGAAAACUUUUUCAUAAACCAAACCCACAUAUCAUAGUAAAAUCGAAAAAAUUUACCUUACAUUACUUAUUCUUCCUUAGAAUCAUAAAUCGUAUUAUUUUUUAAAAUGUACAAGAUAAUGUUCCACGGUCUAUAUAUUAGAAAUCUAUUCUUAUUAGGUGCGUUUUCUCUUUCCUAUUUAUGUCAAAGAUAUAUAAUAUGAAAUCAUUCUUGACGAUUCUAAAUUAAAAUACCGUUACUUAAUACUCGUAAGUAGGUAUAAUAUGGUUUUUUUUUUUUUCAAAGAAAUCUUUUAUAUUUUAUUUAGGUAGGUACCUAUUUUAUUUUUUUUUCGUAGAUUAACCUAACCUCAAUUAGGUUUCUACUCAACAACUAUUUUACCAAAUACCUUGCCUAUCAUCUUUAUAAGAAAACAUAACCCAACCUAUAAUUUUUUUUCCUACCUUAUAUAUGAUAGGAUUUGUUGUCGAGUUUGUAUCAAUGCCGGUGACAGGCGGAUUUACAUCGGCUGCAGCUAUUAUGAUGGCUUCUUCUCAAAUAAAAGGAUUGUUCGGAAUAUCUUACCAUGCCAAAAAUUGCUUGGAAAUGUGGGUAAAAUUUUCAGAAAAUAUUAAAAACGCCCGAAUGGCAGAUACCGCUAUGGGAUUAAUAAGCAUAAUUGUAUUGAUUUUAUUAAAAGUGAGUGAGAAAAUGUAUUAUAAUAAAAAAAGUAAAUGUCUAUAUCCUAUGUAAUAUAUUUAUUAUGUAAUUCAUUUUUAUUCGAAUAUUGCUUGUUAUAAUUUCAGAGCUUGAAAAACAUAAAAAUUAAUUCCAAAGGUAUGAAAAGUAAAUUUUAUUCGUUCUUAUUGUUCACGUUGACCACUGGAAGUAACGUUCUCGUAGUUAUUGUGACCUCCACUAUAGCGUAUUAUACGAUUAAAGACGGUCAGUCAGCAGUAGAAAUAACAGGCAAGUUAAAACCAUUGUAUUAUCAUUGUAUGAUUAAAACAUUUUUACGUUCGAAUAAUAUGAAAUGGAUAAUUAUAAUUGAAAGGCUGUGGAGAAAAACGAUCAUAGUCAAUCGAUCGUCAAAAUGAAGAUAGUUACAUCAUUUUAUCUUUAGUGUUUUGUUCCUGGACGAAUCGAUGUAUGAACCGUGUUAGGGAAGAAAAUUCAUGGUCCGCGCUACAGUAGAAUUUUUAAAGUACCUAUGAUGGCAAAGAAAGAUCAUAGUCCAAGUGGAAACGGGAAAGUGAUCAGUGUGAAGAUGUUGGGAAUAUUGACUAUGAUUGAUUUUCCACGUAGCUCUUCAGUAGGUACAUAAUCCUAUUAUUAAUAUACAAGCGUAUAUUAUUUUUAGGUAAAAUAGCCAGUGGUAUACCAAAAUUUCGAUUUCCAUUUUCCGACUACGAAGACGAAAACGAGAAGUUUACAUUUUUUGAAGGUUUAGAUAAACUAUGGCCAGGCGUCAUAGUUGUUCCAUUGGUUUCGAUUUUGAGCACGGUAUCCGUAGCAAAAGCGUUCAGUAAGUUAUUUCUUUGACUUGAAAAUUGAUAGUUAUGAUCACAGAUUUUUGGCACGCGCACUCCGCUAAUAUAUUUCUUUACUUCACCUACUAUUGUAGUUCUCCAUUUCAUAUUAUUGGCUAACAUUAGCAUUGUCGAUAAUAGUGGAGAUGGAGAACUACGGUCUACGACGUAGGCCGAAUGUGGAGAAGAUGCAUAUGUUGAACGAAAAUAUGAUUCACUGUGAUCAUACAUAUUUAGUAUAUCUCAAUAACUCGUAUUUCGCCAUAGGUAUCAUGUUAUUCACAAUGGCGUUUAUUUGAGUACAUUAUUUUAUCCAUGUAUAACACAGGUGGUGGAAAAGUCGUGGACGCGUCUCAAGAAAUGAUAGCAUUAGGAAUGUGCAAUAUUUUCGGUUCGUUUAUGGGAGCUAUGCCUGUCGCAGGGAGUAUGACUAGAUCUGCUCUAAACCACACCACCGGCGUUCGUACGACUUUCAGCUCAAUAUUUACAAGUAAACGUCACCGAUUUUUGAAAAUAUUGGUUAUUAUAAUAAAAAUAAUUUUUUCUUCUGUUUAUAAAGCUAUUUUGGGCAUGUUAUCAUUGUUGUACUUAACGCCCGUUCUCUGUUAUAUACCCAAGUCCAGUUUGUCCGCCGUACUCAUAUGUGCGAUAACGUCAAUGUUUCGGUACGAUAUGGUAAUUUCGUUAUGGAAAACCAAUAGUAAGUAUAAGUGUUUAAACUUAGGUCUUAAAAAAUGGGUUAACGCAUAUUUUCUAUAUAAUGCAUUAUAUAUGCCCAACAUCGACAUAAUAUAUACAUUUAUUAAUAAUAGUUAUAAUAAAACCAGCUGUCCCGCGCCCGGCGUUGCCCGUGCCAAUUUGUUUUAUUAUUAUUUUACCCAUAUUCAUUUUUGGUGUUGACCGUGUUAGAAUUGAAUAUGAAAUAGGUGGAGAGUGGGUAGUCCGCCUCUGGUGGAUUAAAUGUGUUCUAUUGUGAAAUGUGAAUAGUGUAAAUAAUAGUAAUAAUAAAAAUUAUUAUGGUUUUAUUUUCUGUGGCAACCCUUGAAUAAAUAAAAAUCUUAUCUUAUACAUACAAUUCUCCGGUCACAGUAUUAGUUAUUCAUUCCUGUUACUGGGGUAACACAAAUCAACAAAAAAAAAUUGUAUUUGUUAUAUUAUAAGCUAAAUUAUUUGGUGUUGCUCGUAUAAAUAUAUACAAGCGAAAAUACUAAAAUCGCGAUUAAAAAGGAGGAUAGGUGAAAAAUACUUACGACCUAUUCUCAAACCUACCAAGUGUACAUAAAAAAUGUCAUGGAAAUCGAUCAAGCCGUUUCAGAGGAGUUCAAUAACAAACACUGUGACCGGAGAAUUUUAUACAUAUAAGAUAUAUAUAGCUCAAUAUAUUUUUAAUUCAAUUUUAGGUGCGUAGCCCAAGAGUUGUUUUAAUUUUACAUUCAAAUACAACUUUAGGAUAAGCUUCAGAGCUCACACAUGCCUUAUUAAGUCAUACAUGAUAGCAGAUAGAUCAUAACCAUAAGAUAACCAAUAAUCAUUGUCCAUUAUCAAGUAAAUGUUUGAUAUACCUACUUAGUAAUAUAUAUUAUAACACCUUCAACCUUCAGGAUAAAUAACAGUAUCAAAUAUUAAAUAAAAUCAUUUAACUACACAUUUUAUAACAACCUGAAACAUAAAAUAUAUUUUGGGCUUAAAUACGGCUAAGGAGGGGGUCGGGUUUAACGAUAAAAAUAUUUUCCCCUUCUAAUGCACUUGAUAAAUUUCGUAUAACUAUUAAUUUAAAUAUUUCACAAUUUAUAAUAUUAUAUAUACUUAGAUAAUAUUCAUAAUUAUCUGUACAGUAUUCGAGUACAUGAUGACAUUUAUAAUACGCUGAAAUCUACAACAUCGUGGAACAAUUAUUAUUUUACUAAUUUUAAUAAUGGGAUUAUAUAUUGGGAUUUAUUAAUGAAUAUCUAAUGAAAAAUGCAGAUUAUACGUAACAAUAGCCAUAUAUACGUAUACGAAAAACUAUUUGAUCAGGUAAAAUGUAAUGUUAAGCUAAAAAAAAAUGUACGUAUCCCUAAUAAUAUAGUACACCUAACCUAACCUAACCUAUCAAGUAUGUAAAACUGUAGAUUUAUUUAAAACAUAAACAUACCUACAUAUACUACAUACAAUAUACAUUAUACAUAAAUACAUAUAUAUAUAUAUAUACAUACAUUAUGAUAAUAAAUAUUUAUUUAUGUACUUAUAAUCAAUGGAAACACGUAAUGCAUCUUAUGAAACGGUAUAUUCUAGAUGUCAGACUUGACUAUUUAAUAUUAUUUAUAACCGUAUAUUACGAUUAGAUACAAUAGGAUAUAACGAUUAUUAUCGUUAUAUCCUAUUGUAUCGUUAUUAACGAUUAUUAUUAUUAUUAUUAUGUUAAUUUUGUACAUACUUAUUUUAACGCGCGUAAAAAACAUUUAUAAUUAUCAAUAGCAAUCUAUUUUUACGUUGAACUGAGUAUGAAUAGAGCAAGUAAUUGUCCAAACCAGUAUAUAAAUACACUGGUAUAGUAUGUAUAGGUUAUACCUAUACCUAUACCGUUUUCAUACAAGUAAAACUAUAUUUAACAAACUUGAACUUUAAUACAAUGAAAUUGAGAUGAUUGUGUGUAAGCGCUUUGACUUACUGAGAUAAUAAUAAUAUUAUGGGUAAAUUUUUCAGCUUUUUUUAACUUGCCCGUUCUCGUGAAAAUACGCUUCCCUAAUAAAUUAAACAUGUUUUUUUAUAAUCAUACAUUUCUAAACUUGAAUAUUUUUCUAAAUAUUUCUUAUAAUAUAAUACUCGUAUCUAUGUAUAAAUAUCAGUGGUUAACGGACCUAUAUAAAAUUAUAAACGUCGGUGCCCGGAUGAGGCAUUAUGCUUCAUUGCCUUAUGCUAAGUUUCAUUAUUUCAAUAUUUUGAAACUUGUGAAAAACUAAAAAUUAAAUAGGUAUUAGUAGAAUUUCCGAGUUAUCUAGAAUUAAAAUUAAAAUAAUAUUUUAUUAUACAUAUAUAUUAUUACAUUACAAUUUCCAUAUUUGUAUGUAUUAUUUAAGUAAUUAAAAUAUUAAAAAAUUUAUUAUUUACGGAUACUCUGAGUAUAACAAUAUAUAAAUCACUAUUUUCUGGUUAAAUUUAUACUUGUUCGUGUACAUUUUGAAACGAACCGAUUGCGGAAUCGGAUUCUCUGUCAAAAGUCAUAUAAAAUGUGCUACAAACUCAUUUUUCCAUGUUUUUUUUUUUUGUAACAUGUGAGUUUUGUUUAUAACCUAUUCAUAUACUAAUAGGAGUAAUGAGUAUAGGCUAAAAUAGAUUAAAAUUAUAAUACAAUGUUAUGGCCAGUAAAGUUUAAUCGAUAUAUUAUACAUGUAGAAAAUAAAAAUAUUUUUUAAUAUUUUAAACAAUUAAAAUAUACCCAACCACUCUGUUUAAUUAAGUUAUGCAUGAAACAUAAAUAUUUCAAAUAAAAUAAAAUAACAGGUAGGUACAAUGUAUUAUAAUAUAUUAGUGUACUCGUCUAUGAUUUAUUUUUAUAUUAUUUAUACUUCGAAAAUAUUAAAUUCAUUCACAUUUGGACUAUUAGCUGACAUAACUGAAAAACAACAUUUUUCUAUUUUGUUUACUUAACUUUCGAACACAAUUAUUAAAAUGAACCUUUAUGAGAAUACGAGAUACUUCCCGUAUUUAAAGGGGUUGCGUAUAGGCAAUUUUUUCAACUUUUUAUUUUUUGAUAUGAUAAUAAUAUUAUAUAAUAUUUACUAUAUACGACAAUACGGGACGCUUACUCAGAGUUAUAAACUCUAUGCACUUACCACUGUAAAACCUGACGAUCGAUCUUAUCAAUUUGUCUUUAAUUGUCUUUUAAUUACUAUUAUAAUUGCCAAAAUGGAUUCCUUAAAUUAAUUGUUAUAGACUACGUUUUAGGAUUUCAUACGCUAAACCUAAUUAUUUAACAACUAUAACAAUUUCGCCAGUUUUGACCAUAAAUGUCCCGUAUUGUAGUAUAUAGUAUUUGUAUAUAUGCAAGAAAAUGUUUUUACUAACGCCACUUUCCAAUUUUGUUUAUUUUUUAGUUCGUUUUAUAAUCAGCACGGUCAAAAAAAAAAAUAAAUAUAUUUGCUAUAUAUCAAUUAAUUAGGGCGUUUUUUUCUGAAAAAUAGGUAUACUAGGUGUAAAUCUUCAAAUAUAAUUUUUCCAAAAACAAAAAAAAUUGUUUUCAAAUCUACUCAAUAAUAUAAAAUCGAUUUAAAUAAAUAUAAACUUUUUGUUAAAACGAUCAACGUUAUAACAUUGUUUAAAGCAUUUUAUAAACGAGUUUAAUCGAUCCUGUUACCGCAGCACGUGUUUCGGCACAUGGCGUCCUCACGUGUACCUUAUUCUAUAUUCAAAUCGUACACGACAUCCCGUCAACUGCUCCACGUGAGGGAGGCAAUAAUAUUGUUUAUUACAUGUACAUUUUUUAUAUCAGGGACACGUGAUAGGUUUCGCCAGUUAAGUCGGGGGUGUAUUGUUUUCUCAAUAUUGUAAAGUUUCUGUUGUCCCUCGAUAUAACCGACGAGACUAAUAUUGUAUUAGAACGAAAACCGUUCACUAUUCUCUUCUCCGUUCUGUAUGCAAAGACGACGAAUAUUCGCCAAAAACAUAAUUAAUUAAUUAACAGGCGUAUUCAGUUAUAUAAUAUAAUAUACGGUAGCGUAUUGAGAAUUGUAUCGAGGAGAAAGGUUUUGAAUUCGAAAAUCGUAACGCUUUUCCCCAUAUUGAUACUUAGAACGUAAAGAACGUGGAGUUCAAACGCAAAUAACAAGGUUGAAAUAGAAGAAUAUUUAAGAGGGCUUUUUCUUCGAAAACCAACAUACAAGAAGGUUACAAUGAUGUUUGUUUUCACAUGUUUUAAGUACCAGACAAUUAUUUAGAAAAAAGUUACGUACAACCCUCAAAAAUAUUCUUCUCUUUGAAUUUUGUUAUUUAUGUGAUUAAACUUCAAUUUCAAUAUAAAAUUCUGAAUGCCACACGUUGUGUUCUAAGAAAUGUAAUUUUACUAUAUCGUGAGUCAGUAGGACAGAAACAAAUACAUGCCGACAUGCGAGUAUACUCGUACGUCACCUUCUUAACCAAAACAUUUUUAAUUACCCACAAAUUUAUAAUAAUUACAACUACAAACAUUGUAAAUACGCCAAUUAUAAACAUUCCAAUGACCGUCAUAACAACUGAUAAAUGACGGGCAUAGAACUAAUUAUAUCUGUAUUGUAGGUAUAGCGUGUUCAUUAAAUAGAGAAACAAUUUUUUAGUUUUCACAUUUUUGUAAGUAAUUUAUAAUUAUUAUUGAAUCUGCACUGAAAUUCGGUUUUCUACCGUGUCACUAAAGCCUGGUUAUAAUCGCGGACGAAAAUUGUUUCUAACGGCUUGAAAUGUACGCUGAUAUUAAAAGAUAAUACAAAUGUCAUAAUUGUUACACUUACACUCAGUGACGAUUAAGUGUUUCAUAAUACGUAUAACAUGAUGUAUAAUUAACACCCACCUACCCGCACACAUCAAAACAAAAUUUCACUAGUUAAUAAAUAUUAUUUAAAGUUUGUUCGUUAAAGGUGUAGCGACCGCUACACCUUCCAUAUAGACUGGGCGCCGCUGCUUACACUAAAAUAUAGGUUGUUAGAAUCUAACAUAUUACGUCUUUAAUUAGGUACCUAACAAAUGCAUGUUUGGUUUGUGUUUUUGUUAUAUAGAACGCGAUCUAAUACCGUUCGGGACUUCAUUCGUUGCGUGUUUGAUUUUCGACGUAGAAUUGGGACUUAUUUUCGGUAUCUGUGUCGACUUGCUGGUCGUGCUGUAUCGUAGCGCAAGACCAUCAAUUCCCAUCGAAAAAGAAACCGUAAGUAUGCCUAUUUUUAUAUUUUAUACGCAACUGACAAGACAAAUAACGUUGUUAUUGUGCAGUUUGUUAAUAUAUUAUUGUAAACAAAAAAAUUAACUAAGGUGAACAUCUAGGAACUUAUCGCAAAGUGAAGCACGAGCACAUAUUUUGUUAGUUAUAAACACAAUUGUGUAAGAUUUUUUUUUUUUAUCUAAUAGGGACAAUUCGCACAGACUUCGGCUGAAAUGUGCCAAAGGAUAGCAGAUGAAAUAGUCCGUGUAUUAACCUCUAGGGUUGUUUUAGAAAACAAAUUUAGAAAUUCUAGAAAACUGUGAUAGCUGGGUAAAUACCACUCUUAUUGACAGUAGUAGCAAUGAUUGACUAAAAUAGGUGGAUGGACGGGUCACCAAAUAUGUUGAAUUUUGAUUUAGAUUAAUUAGUACAGAGAUCAGCGAUACCUUUAGUUUUGUGUAUUAUAUUAUUAAUAUACAUAUGAUACGAAUUUGAUAGUCUAUAUUAUGUAGUCAGUGUAGGUAGCUGAAUAAAGUUUGUACUGUAAAAAAAUGAUUUAUAGGACGUAUAUAAAUCCAUAGAUAUAUUCAACACGCUACUGAUUAGUAGUAUAAAUGGAGUGGAUAACACUAAGAGGAAGCUCCGUUGUGCUGCACUUUAAAUAACAAUAAUAAUUCAUAAUAAUAAAAUCGUAUUCCCACGGGACUACGGUAAAAAAUUGACAAAACAUAUUAAUUAUUAUUACGGACUUACACCACUUUCAGAAUUCGUCGGGUUAUGUGACAUGGACCGUGAAACCCAGUAGCGGGCUACUGUUCCCCGCCGUUGAUUUUAUGCGACAGAGAAUCAUUUUCGAAUUAUCGUCUAUAGUUCCAACGAACAAACCGAAUCUUAUUGUCAUAGACUGCAUACAUUUUGAUAAGACUGACUACACUGCUGCUCAAGUAUGUCGGUGUUUAUUUUUGUUGAUAUUUAAUUUUUAAGAAUGGUAAUAUAAAAUAACGUUAUGGUUAUUAUUGCAACCACCGAUAAUUAAUAAUCAUUAUAUUUUUGUCAUUUUUGUUUUCGAAACGCAGGGAAUCAAAUCGUUAUUAAAUGAAUUAAAAGCCGAAUCUUUUCAAUUUGAAUUGAUCAACGCUAAACCUUCCGUGGCAGCAUUACUGGAAUCGACACUGCACAUAUACAUUUCAUCCAAGGCGCCAGUACGGGAUUCCAUUAAAAAAUAUAAUAUGAGUAUGUGUACCGAAAUAAUAAAAUUGUGAUAUAUGAACAAACGAACUUAUACCAAGUUUAAAAAAAAAAUGAGCCGUUAGUGGGAAAGGGUGUGCCACUGUUGUAGGUGGGAAGUUAGGAAGAUAGAAUGCAUAAUGUUAUUUAAUUUAUAUCUUUAUACGAAACGAUUAAUCAUUGCUAACGAAAAACGAUUCUGAGUGGAUACAUCUCUUAAAAGACCGUAAUAUUUAUGAUUUUCAUCAAAAUUUGAUAUUAAAAUUCGCGUAUAAAAAAAAAAUACUACAUUAAACUCUACGUUUUCUUGUUGAUUACUAAAUGUAACUUAUAAUGAACCUUCCAUUAAAUUAUCAAGCAUUUGUGUGUAGUCUUAAAAUUUUUAUUCAAAGAGUAUCUACUGAAAAAAAGUUACGUAAAAUCUCACAAAAUUAAAAUAUCUAUAAAUAGUUUAUAAAUGGCUCAAAUAUUUUGAUAAUUUUACCACGUCUAGAAAAGGCAAAUAUUUAUUUUCUGUCCAACUUUUGUGACUACGAAUAUUUUUAACGUUUUCUAGUUGGUACCGACUAGACAAAAUUUCCUUUCAGAAAAGAUGUUAUAUUUUUCUUUUGAAAAGUUGUUUACAGAUAAAAAAAAAAAUUAAAAAUAAAACAACUACAACACACGUUAUAGUAAAACCAAUAGGUCCCUCCCUACGUUCCGAAUCUAAAAAAAUAUUCGAAUUUAUAUAAUAUGAUGUAAACAACAUUUUAAAUAAUUAAAUAUUACUUCCAUAUAAUUACAUAAUAUUAUAAUCAAAUGCGUACAACUCACGUGCACUUAAAAAUGUGAUAGUAUGCUUAUUUAUAAAUACUGACUCAAACUUCAAAUAAAACUUCACGUACGAUACAAUAUUUUUCGUAACUUUAUAUUGAUUGCAAAUCGUUAAAGAUGUUGUUGCGGAAAUAAAACAAAUUUUAUCAAUAUUCGUAAUAUUAAAAUAAUCGACACUUAACACUGCACAUCACUAAUAGGUUAUUCAUAAUAAUACAAAUAAUAAUAGGUAAUAAAUAAUAAUAACCAGAAAACCAUUUACCAAUCAAAUCCCUUCGUUAAAUAGUAGAAAUAAAGUGUUUGUAGAGUGAUUUUUAUCAUAUGCUAUUAUUAUUAUUCUACAAUUAGAAAAUAAAUUUAUAAAUUAUGUUUGAUCAAAUAAUAUUAAUUUUGUUUUAGCUGAAUCCAAUCAUAACGGAAUUGAAUCGAUGACGUUAAGUGACAUGAGAAUACAAAAUAUAUGCGAACGCAAGGCAUGACAACAUUUUUCUUCUGAAUAUAUUUUAUAUAGUUAAAUUGUUCAAUAUUAUUGAUGAUCACAUUCGUUUUUGUAUAGCUAUUUGAUAAUUUAUUUUUACUACCUACCUACUUACCUACUAGUGUUAAAAAUUAUAUAAAAUUUAAUAUCGACUCUUAUUUUGUUUUAUUUGUCUGACUACCAUUUAUAUUACGUAAUGGUAUUUAAUCGAAAAUCUUGAAUAAUUAAAAUGAUUUUUAUUGAUAUAGUUACAAGAAGGAUGCGACAAGUGGAAUAUUUAAGGGGUGUGAAUAGUCAAUUUUAGCAACAAUGUUUUUUUUUGAAUAAAUAAACAUUUAUUAACUCCAAAAUAUUCAAAUUCACAUUUAAAUAAAUUUAAAAAUUGCCCUUAACAUUAUCACGUGCGUUUAAUAUUUUAAAAAUGAAAUUGGUCUAACCACAGAAAAGGAAUCAUUCCAAUUAAUUGAUUUUAAAGAUUUUAUUCAUUAUAAAAAUUAAAGAUACCUACAACAUUUUAUUAAGUUUGUGAAUUAUUUUUUUGUAGUUUGUUUAAUCAAGACAGUAAAUAUCAAAUAAUAUUAUUU